This is a messenger RNA of Elephantulus edwardii (Cape elephant shrew), 1059 nucleotides long. It is a transcript of the gene MOAP1, whose product is annotated as modulator of apoptosis 1. Lineage: Eukaryota; Metazoa; Chordata; Mammalia; Macroscelidea; Macroscelididae. The coding region runs from base 1 to 1059 and encodes 352 amino acids. The transcript has a single exon. The record is from RefSeq and is a predicted model, not a curated record. Gene Ontology annotation, biological process: regulation of apoptotic process.
AUGACGCUGCGGCUCUUAGAGGACUGGUGCCGAGGGAUGGACAUGAACCCCCGCAAAGCGCUGCUGGUCGCCGGCAUCCCCCCUACCUGCAACGAAGCCGAGAUCCAGGAGGCUCUGCAGGCGGGCUUAGCGUCCCUGGGCCCGCACCGCCUCCUCGGGAGGAUGUUCCGGAGGGACGAGAACAGGGUUGUGGCCCUGAUAGGACUGACACAGGAGACUAGUCUUGCUGUGGUCCCUAAGGAGAUCCCGGGGAAUGGGGGUGCCUGGCGAGUGAUUUUUAAGCCCCCUGACCCAGAUAAUGAAUUUUUAAGCCGAUUAAAUGAAUUCUUAGAGGGAGAGGGCCUAACCGUGGCUGAGUUUACCAAAGCUCUUGGGUAUGGGAACGACCCAUUUGACCUAGAGCCGAAUUUAGCCCCACAGGUGGGGACCCCUAUGUUGGCAGAGGCUUUAGACGAGGCUCUUCAGCCUGCCCUGCAGUACCUAAAAUACAGAAAGCUGAAAGUCUUCUCCGGCAACAAUCCUCCUGAACCUGGAGAAGAAGGCUUCGAUUCCUGGCUGUUGCAUACCACUCAUAUGAUGAAGGCCUGGCAGGUGUCAGAUGCUGAGAAAAGGAGGCGCUUGCUGGAGUGCCUGCGAAGCCCCGCAUUUGACGUAAUCCGGGUCCUCAAGAUAAACAAUCCUUUAAUCACAGUCCCUGAAUGCCUACAGGCACUUGAACAGGUGUUUGGCGUUAUCGAUAACCCUAGGGAGUUGCAGGUUAAAUUUCUAACCACUUACCAGAACCCUAAUGAAAAGUUAACAGCUUACGCGCUGAGGCUGGAGCCUUUAAUACAGAAGCUGGUAGAGAGGGGAGCCUUAGAGAAAGAAGUCGUGAAUCAGGCCCGCCUAGACCAGAUCCUUGCUGGGGCCGAGGACAGAGCGCUUCGUAGGAGACUUGAUCUACCAGCGGGCCCGGCGCCUGGCCUGCUACAGUUACUGACACUGCUGAAGGAAGACGAGACAGCUGAGGAGGAGGAAGAGGACUCUCUUGAGGAUGGAUCAGUGGAGACUUUGACCUGA